This is a messenger RNA of Porites evermanni, 360 nucleotides long. Lineage: Eukaryota; Metazoa; Cnidaria; Anthozoa; Scleractinia; Poritidae. The record is from the annotation of a GenBank genome assembly.
GAAUGUCAGAACUACGGGAGUCUCAAUAGCGGAAGCCGAAGGACUUCGUAUUACUGGGGCAACUAUUAUUGUGAUAGCAGUCUUGGCCCUGGAUGGUUCCGUUUCCAGGGGUCUGCCGGCACAAGAAUGGCAACAUCAUGUCCACCUACCUAUAGGUGUGGUACCUAUUAUCCCGGCUGGCUAAGUGGAGGACACUCCUCAGUAGCGGACGGUCAGGUCACCAGGACGGUGUAUUUUAGACGUGGUUACAACUGCUAUUAUUACUCAAGAACCAUAAAAGUGAGAAAUUGUGGUUCAUAUUACGUGUACUAUCUUAGUGGUACACCUACUUGUAAUCUCCGUUACUGUGGCACUAACUAG